Molecule: messenger RNA, 869 nt
Organism: Procambarus clarkii (red swamp crayfish)
Lineage: Eukaryota; Metazoa; Arthropoda; Malacostraca; Decapoda; Cambaridae
Product: peptidyl-prolyl cis-trans isomerase 5
Biological process (GO): protein peptidyl-prolyl isomerization; protein folding
Molecular function (GO): peptidyl-prolyl cis-trans isomerase activity
Source: RefSeq, a predicted model, not a curated record
GGGGUCGCGGGUGAAGGGCCGCGGUGGAGAUAGUAUUGGUGUUGACGAGGAAGGUGGCGGCCAGAACCAAGCUCAAACUCAUCAUGAAGGCGUUGGUGGCCGUCGUUGCUCUCUUGGUCAUCUUCUCGGUGUUCAACCGAGCCGAUGGCCAGGCGGCCGAAAGCAAGGGGCCCAAAGUGACACACAAGGUGUCUUUUGAUAUAAGCAUUGGAGGAGUGCCAAAGGGUACUGUUGUAAUUGGCCUCUUUGGAAGCACCGUGCCAAGAACUGCACAAAACUUCUUUGAAUUGGCUCAAAAGCCAGUAGGUGAAGGCUACAAGGGAUCGGUAUUUCAUCGGGUUAUCAAGGACUUCAUGAUCCAAGGUGGAGACUUCACCCGUGGUGAUGGUACUGGAGGACGUAGUAUCUAUGGUGAGCGCUUUGCUGAUGAAAACUUCAAGCUAAAGCACUUUGGUGCUGGUUGGCUUUCAAUGGCAAAUGCUGGUAAAGAUACAAAUGGUUCUCAAUUUUUCAUCACGACUAACAAGACCACAUGGCUUGAUGGAAAGCAUGUAGUAUUUGGAAAGGUGCUUUCUGGCAUGCCUAUUAUUCGUGAAAUAGAGGCUUCUGCAACAGAUGGCCGUGACCGUCCAGUGGCAGAAGUGAAGAUCGUAGACUCCCGUGGAGAGGCUUUAUCACAACCCUUCGAGUCUGUUGCAAAAGAAGAUGCUACUGAUUGAGGUGCAUGUUAGUACUAGAAUUAUGAUGUAAUUGUAUGUUAAUUUAAAAUAUGUAAACUUUCCACCAAAAUGAAUUGGUGGAAUUGUAUGCAUUCCAGUGUAAGAUGCAAGAGAUUUUAAUUGAAUAUGCAAUAAAUUUUUCUACCAGUG